AUGCAUACGAAAUUGUAUUAUUUUUGCUGUAAGCUAGAUGUACCUAUGCAUCGUUUUCCAAAACCUGGCUAUUAUAACAAAGCUAGUUUUAAUAUGUGGUUGGCAGUAUUGUCUGAGGAAACGAAACUCAGAGGGACUUCAUAUAUAUUAAGAACUCAUCAAUAUAGAACUUUGGACAGUGAAAACUCUGAAACUGCAAGUUCCACUAAAAGAAUGGUUUCAACUGGAUCUUCGAUGAUGAAUAUUCAUACUGAAAUUUCACAUACUACUGAAGAAACUUUACCAAAGGCCUCUACUUCAAAGGAUGCAUAUCGAAUUAGAAAACAUUUUGAACCUCAACAACUAAGAGCUGGAAGUAAGAAGAAAGUCAACAGAAAAGUAACAUAG
Messenger RNA from Parnassius apollo (apollo), 387 nucleotides. The record is from the annotation of a GenBank genome assembly. NCBI's taxonomy places the organism in Eukaryota, Metazoa, Arthropoda, Insecta, Lepidoptera, Papilionidae.